AUGGCCGCACUCACAUUCCUUCUGCAAAUAUGGACACUCUGUUACAGUUUGUUGAACGUUUUUCGUGGAAUGUGGGAGGAUCGCAUAACUGCCUCUUGCAAUCAUCACAACGACAACCAUAUCAAUAAUGAUGUUUUAUCCCCACAAUCAUCGAUUGAUUACUGGCAGCAACAACAUGGGGGUCGCCGACAAUCACUCGCCACCCACAAGCUAUUGACCAGCAUGCAGUGGCGACCCAUGCUUGCUUCUUUCGGCGUUUUACUUCACGUUGUCCUCUUUGCGGCAAUAUUCCUAAUCCUGAGGCAAGACCAUGGGUAUCCCGCUUCAAAAUAUGAUGAUUGGGUCUCUUGCCUGUUAUCUUCCGGAGAUAAAAACCAUUGCAUCGAAUACGCUUCCGACUUGGGCCCGAACGAAAAGCUUGUUGUUGCCUCCUUCUUCAUGCUUGCUGUAUCCGGUUUCUGGGGCAUUUUAAUCGUGACGCGCUUUUCCAUGUUUGACGGCUGGCUGGAAGUACUCAAUUGCCGACACAGGACACCUUCUAGAUCCUCAAUGGUUGCUACAGGUCCACAUGACGAGUUUCCACUUCAUCGGGCGUCUACUAAUGACGGUUGUGAUGCCAGUUUCAAUACAACCUCAAGUCUACCAUCUGCCAAUAUGAAGUAG
Molecule: messenger RNA, 663 nt
Organism: Talaromyces proteolyticus
Lineage: Eukaryota; Fungi; Ascomycota; Eurotiomycetes; Eurotiales; Trichocomaceae
Exons: 2
Coding region: 1-663 (220 amino acids)
Source: RefSeq, a predicted model, not a curated record